Acanthochromis polyacanthus (spiny chromis) is the source of this 3136-nucleotide messenger RNA. RefSeq names its product aldehyde dehydrogenase 1 family, member A3 (gene aldh1a3). Gene Ontology annotation, molecular function: aldehyde dehydrogenase (NAD+) activity. Lineage: Eukaryota; Metazoa; Chordata; Actinopteri; Pomacentridae. The transcript has 13 exons. The record is from RefSeq and is a predicted model, not a curated record. The coding region runs from base 113 to 1768 and encodes 551 amino acids.
ACAUACAUGAACUCAUCCCGGGAUCAGCUGCCAGGAGGCGGCCCUUAUCACAGGAUUCAUUCCCAGUUGGCACAGAGCACCAGCCCUGCCAGAUGCACUGCAGCACCAACACAUGAAGCAUCCCCAUGUUGGACCGGGGCGGAGCUGCGCUGCCGGGGAGGGAAGGACUCUACGGUCCUAUAAAGACUGUGGACGGGACGACGGGGCUCAAACUCUGGACCUGGACUGUAGAAUGGCACAGAACGGAACGGCAGAGAUUGGCGCGACAGAGGAGAAACCAGCUUUACCUCUACCCCGACCUGUCACAGUCCAGGAGAUCAGACACACCAAGAUGUUCAUCGACAAUGAGUGGCGCACAUCCAGCAGAGGGAGAACAUUUCCAACCUUCAACCCAGCUACAGGUGUCAAAAUCUGCGAUGUCCAAGAGGCAGACAAAGAGGAUGUGGACCAGGCGGUGGCGGCGGCCAGAGCGGCCCAGCAGAGAGGCUCUCCGUGGCGGCGGAUGGACUCGUCCAGCCGGGGGAGGCUGCUGCACAGACUGGCCGACCUGCUGGAGAGGGACCGGCUGCUACUGGCGACACUGGAGACUCUGGACACAGGCAAGCCGUUCCUGCAGUCUUUCUUCGUUGACCUGGAAGGCAGCAUCAAAACCCUGCGCUACUACGCGGGCUGGGCUGACAAGAUUCACGGCAAGAGUAUGCCUAUAGAUGAAAGCUUCAUGUGUAUAACCAAACAUGAGCCUGUUGGCGUGUGUGGAGCCAUCAUUCCAUGGAACUUUCCUCUGCUGAUGUUCAUGUGGAAGAUAGCGCCAGCCCUGAGUUGUGGAAACACUGUGGUCAUUAAGCCAGCAGAGCAGACCCCCCUCACAGCCCUCCACGUUGGAUCACUCAUCAAAGAGGCAGAGUUCCCACCUGGAGUAGUGAACAUCGUUCCAGGGUUUGGUUCCACAGCAGGAGCAGCCAUUGCCAGCCACAAGGACAUUGACAAAGUGGCCUUCACUGGCUCUACAGAGGUGGGCCAGCUGAUCACAGAAGCAGCAGCCAAAAGUAAUUUGAAGAGAGUGACUUUGGAGCUGGGAGGCAAGAACCCUUGCAUUGUGUUUGCUGACUGUGACUUACAGACGGCCGUGGAGGAAAUCCAGAAAGGAGCUUUUUAUAACCAGGGUCAGUGCUGCACAGCUGCAUCACGUGUGUUUGUGGAAGAAACUAUUUACGAAGAGUUUGUGCAUCGCAGCAUAGAAAAUGCUAAGAAGAUUGUUAUAGGAGACCCACUGGACCCCCAGACAUCACAUGGACCACAGAUUGACCAACAGCAGUUUGACAAAAUUAUGGAUCUGAUUGAGAGUGGUAAAAAGGAGGGAGCCAGACUCGAGUAUGGAGGAGGAGCUGUGGGUGAGAAGAGCCUCUUCAUUCAACCCACCAUCUUCUCCAGCGUUAAGGACCACAUGCGCAUCGCUAGUGAAGAGAUUUUUGGUCCAGUGCAGUGUAUAUUCAGCUUUAAGAGCCAAAUGGAAGCAAUCCAGAGAGCAAACAGCUCACAAUAUGGCCUAGUAUCAGCAGUCUUUACAGCAAGUAUGGACAGAGCACUCUCUGUGUCUGCAGCCCUGGAGACUGGCACUGUUUGGAUAAACUGCUAUAAUGCCCUUCAUACCCAAACUCCCUUUGGAGGGUAUAAGAUGUCAGGCAAUGGACGAGAGCUUGGAGAGUAUGCUCUGGCUGAGUACUCUGAAGUAAAAACAGUGACCAUCAAACUGAGUGAAACCAUAUGACAAGAACUGGGAAGGUUCAGUGCUCUGCACUUGCAGUCACAUCAGGAUAGAUCACAAUUCUCUUCAACCCACACGUUUCUAUGACCGUCUUCAGUCAAGCUCAUUAUGUUGAGCCAAUAUAGCAGUCUAUAGAGAACUUUAACUUUAUUAUUUGUCCCUUGAGGGGCGACUUGUUAUGCAGCAGUUACACAAGCAUUCACAAUAAACAAACAAUAAAAACAAUUAAAAAAUGUUUAAAAAACACACAAUAAAAACUAUAUCAUAGCACUAGUGUCAUCAUUUGUCCACUGUUUGUAUACUGUAGGUAAGGAUGGAUUUUUACUCAACAGCUACAUUAAUGUUAGUAUGUAAAACUGAUAAUUUUGUAAUUUUCAAAGAAUAUCCCAAUAAUUUAUUCUGAAGUUUUAUGCAAGUAUGGGAAUUGAUAUUUUAGUUAAAUUUGAUACAGUGCUCAGUUGGUGUAUAUCCAACUAACCCAUGGACAACAGCAAGUUAGUAUAUUUAUAAAUGUAUAAUGUGUCUGCUGUCAAGCAUAUGAGUCUGUUAAUGUGACAAGUGAAUUUACCAGCAGACAAUUAGUAAUCAGUUAAUGUAUACUUGGGUUAAAAUGCAGUAGUUAUUUCAGUAAAAUUCAAAUUUUACUCAUAAUUAGUAAUUAAUUUUGGAAUUUUUAUUCAGAAGACAAAAACUGAGAAAAUGGGCUUUAUCACAGGAUGAAAUUUACUCAUCACAGAGAUAGUUCACUUGUCACAAUACCAAAGUGUUCAGAUGUCUUCAUGUUCAUCUCUAAUCCUCAUGUUGUGUGUUUUUACUGUUCAUUCAACAUCUUAGUCUAUUUCACUGUUGCAUUGUUGGAACUGUGGCAUCUAUCGCUUAACUCCACAAUUCCUUGUUUACAUUUCCUGAAAAGUAUUUUCCUGAAUCUGCAUUGUGACUUAAACACAUAAUCUUUGAACUAUCUAUAUACUACCGCCUAAUAUCAACAUAAGCAAUAUGAAAAGGUCAAGAAAAGAAGUUUAUUUAUGUAUUUGCUGAGUACAGAUGUAUGCAGACAAUUUUUUUGUUUCAAACCUGGGUGUGAUUUAAUAUGGAUGUCAUUUCUGACUUUUAUACGUUGGAAGGAACUCGGUUCCUUGUCCAAGAUAUUGCAAAAUUUCCUUUGCCACUAACAGUUUAGCACUGUAAUAGCAACGAUGUCAUUACAAGAGUAGUGCCAUUUUAAAAAAAAUAAAAUUUUUAAAUGUUUUAAAUGAGAUUUUUUUCCUUUGACCAACAUAUGUGGUUUGAAUGGGGAAUAAGCAUGUAAUAGGUUUUCUCACAUUACUUUUGUACCUAAAUAGAAAUUCUGAAUAAAGGAAAUCAAAGAGA